Messenger RNA from Nomascus leucogenys (northern white-cheeked gibbon), 3522 nucleotides. RefSeq names its product integrin subunit beta 3 binding protein (gene ITGB3BP). NCBI's taxonomy places the organism in Eukaryota, Metazoa, Chordata, Mammalia, Primates, Hylobatidae. Gene Ontology annotation, biological process: CENP-A containing chromatin assembly; regulation of DNA-templated transcription. The record is from RefSeq and is a predicted model, not a curated record. Bases 22 to 909 code for a protein of 295 amino acids. The transcript has 9 exons. Gene Ontology annotation, cellular component: nucleoplasm.
CUCACCGCCACCGGAAAUAAGAUGCUGAGCCCUUCCCCAAACGAUCCGGCUAGAAAUCUAGGAAGCGCUGAUCCAGAGCGCACAGAGACAGCUGUGUUGCUCCUCUAUCGCGGGGAUGGUAUGGCCAGAGUAGUGAGAGAAGGGGCUUUGUUACACCCAGCAGGAACUAGGUGCUGUCCUGGGCCUAGACUCCCCGCCCGCUCCUUUGCUCGCGCACACCCGGAUCCUUCGUCGCGGGGAGGAUGUUUCCGCCCGGCCGCGGUGGGCGUGACGCAACGUCCAGCGCGCGCUUUUCAUGCCUUGGCGUUUCCUUUGGCGGAUUUUCUGUUUUCAGAAGUUGCUCGGUUCGUUUUAUUCAGCGGCAGUGGUGCUUCCCCGAAUCUCAAAAUGCCUGUUAAAAGAUCACUGAAAUUGGAUGAUCUGUUAGAAGAAAAUUCAUUUGAUCCUUCAAAAAUCACAAGGAAGAAAAGUGUUAUAACUUAUUCUCCAACAACUGGAACUUGUCAAAUGAGUCUAUUUGCUUCUCCCACAAGCUCUGAAGAACAAAAGCACAGAAAUGGACUAUCAAAUGGAAAGAGAAAAAAAUUGAAUCACCCCAGUUUAACUGAAAGCAAAGAAUCUACAACAAAAGACGAUGAUGAAUUCAUGAUGUUGCUAUCAAAAGUUGAGAAAUUGUCAGAAGAAAUCAUGGAGAUAAUGCAAAAUUUAAGUAGUAUACAGGCUUUGGAGGGCAGUAGAGAGCUUGAAAAUCUCAUUGGAAUCUCCUGUGCAUCACAUUUCUUAAAAAGAGAAAUGCAGAAAACCAAAGAACUAAUGACAAAAGUAAAUGAACAAAAACUGUUUGAAAAGAGUACAGGACUUCCUCACAAAGAUACUUCAAUUUUAAAAGCACUGAGGUUUGAAGUUUAGACAUGACGACUUUUAGGAGAAACAACAGAAAUUCCCCCUAUGCUUUAACAUUCUGGGUUUAUCUGGAGAUAAAAAAUGGAGCCAUUAAUUUUGAUAGCACAAAUAUACAUUAAUGUACAACUAUAGUCCUCAGCUCUUUGUAAUGAUUCAGCUAUCAUGUAGCCAUAUGUGAGUCAUAACCUUUCCUAUUAAUAAUGUUAAUGCUCUUGUUUUACAUGAUUCAUCAUUGUUUUGGGGUAUGCAUUUCAGCUGCUAAAAAUGCUUACUUGAGAUUUGUCUAGGAUUUAGGUAAAAAUAAACUGGCUUAUUACUUUUCAAAGCCUUUUAAAUUUCUUUCAUGGUUUAAAUUUUUUAUACUUUAACAGAAGUAUGAUAAUUUUUGUUUCAAAUAAAAUUAGUAGAAAAAAUUUUAAACUAUAGAUUUGGACUCACUUAAUAGCAAUUAGGUGUUUAAGAGGUGUAAAUAACUUGCUAUCAGACGUUACAAAUAUCCAGGUGCUCUGUAUGUGCUGAUGACAACAAAAUUGAAAAGAAAGACUGUAAUAAUUCUGACUGGUUUUCUCUGCAGAAGAUAUUGAUUAUUUGUGUGUGGUGAGAGAUUUGGAAAAUUCAAUUAAAGGAGUUGUGCAAAGGUUUCAUAAAUUUUCCUUCUACAGGGUGUACACAGACAUUGUUGUGUAUUAAAUCAAUGCAGCACUUCACAAUAUAUUUUCUUUGAAACAUAAAAAUAAAUAACAUUUAAACAGUUCUGCUUACUACAGAAACAAAUUUUAUUUUCUGUGAAGCAUUUAGUCAUGUGCUAUCACUGACUCAUACACAUUUGCCAGCUGUAACAAAUUUUAUAGACAUUUUCUCCAGAGACAUAUCUCACAUACUAUGAAUUUUUAAAUGAGCAAAUGGUGAAGAAGGGAUGUCAGCAAUAUAAAAAUUGAUCAGUUAAAAGAUAAAAGCAUAAGUAAAGAGAUUUGUAUGGUAGUCUUAAUAGGUUUUAUUAAAUAAAAAAUACUGUAAAAAGACAGUAAUGAAUAGACUGAAGACUAUUCUUGAGGUGGAGAAAAAUUAUUCUGGCACAUUUAGUAGAAAUUGGUUUUGUGUCACCUGACAGGUGAACUUUUUUUUUCCCAUUUUUAACUCUCAGAGUAGUCAAAAAAGCCCCACAAAAAAAGAGUUAGAUAAAUUAUCUAAGUUGUUUACAUAUUUUAAACACAAUAAAGCAAAUGUUUAUAGUAUUAUAACUUGUUAUAUAGUUAAAAGCAGGACUUGGUAAUUAUUAAAUAUUAGGUGAUUUUUCCUCCAGCUCAGACCUCAGAUAAGAGGAGGGUAGUCAUUUUUAUUCAUACUAUUCACACCAAGUGCUUCAGCCCUCUGGAACCUCUCUUUCAGGACCCCAGAACUCUUUGCUACCUUUCCCUAUACCUAGAUUGCUUUUUUCUCUGUCUUGCAAACUCCUGCUCAUCCUUUAAGGUCAGCCUCAGAUGUCACAACCUCUGUGAAGCUCUCCCCAGCUCUCCUAGGUAAAGCUAAAUUGCUUCAUCUUUGAGGCUCCCACAACACUUGUCUGAAUAUUUUAAAUGUAUCAUGUUGUAGUGCAUUGUAAUUGCCUGGUUACAGGACUCUUUCUGGGCUCCUCUUUGGCAAACAAACAAAAAGUCUUAUCUAUGUACGAUAGUUCCAGAGCCUAGCACAGUGCUUGGAUAGAGCCUGGAAAGAAGUUCCACAUGCAGUGCAGCCAAUGUGUGAUGAAUGAAAAGAACUUUUUUAAAAGAAUUAUCUAAGUAUUUUCAAAUACUUACAAAUUGCUAUUUUCUUACUUCAUUAAUGUUUAUUGAGUGCCUACCAUGCUCCAGGUAUUAUUCUAGCACUGGGGACACGCUGACAAACAAGGCAGACAUAGUCCUGCCCUCAGGGGUAUAGAAUCUAGCACAAAUGACAAGUCAUUUUAGUAACCAUAAAGCGUAUACUAACAAUGGUAAUAAGCAUGUAUUGUAAUAAAUGUCUUGGAAGUUUUCGUAAUAAAUUUGAAAAUGUAUAUUCUGAAAUAGAAUCAGGCUAACUAUAGGAUGUUGAAAUGAGAAUUUAUAGCCUCAUAGCUGCUCUUAGUGUAAAACAAGACUUUAGGUUGUUUUAAUUUCAUUUUGCUUCAACAUUUAUUCUGCGUCAUAUAUUGUGGCAAGUUGCUUUGAAUUGUUUUCUGGAAAAAAAAAAAACACCUUUCUUCUUUCAUAUAGAAUCAUGUCAUCUUGACAGCUGUGAAUUCCUUAAAGCCAUUUUAAACUGAGGCAUUAAGAAGAAAUGCACUCACCAUGAGCACCAACUUCUGCAUCUGCCUGAUCAUAUUUAAAGGAACAGAGAAAUAUUUGUAAUUAAUCUGCCCAGUAAAUACCAGCUCGUAGCAGUCGGCAGGUGCAUGUCUAGAUAAAAUUUCUUGCAGCUAAUUUAAACUUUCUACACACACCAGUAGAUAAUCUCAAUGUAAAUAAUACAUUUCUUCUUGGCUCUUUAAUGUAAGCCAACACAGAGAGGAAGAUCUUGACUUAUAUUCUGUACCACAUACGCUUCUGUGGACUUUUAGCAUUUGUGGGUAGACUUAAUAAAGCAUGUAUAAAAGUGGCA